GCCGCGCGAGUUUAUCGCCGGAUUUGUUGCGAGCGCGGUCACCGCAGUCGCGCCGCACGAUUGUCGAUUGUCGCCAUUGUACCGGGAGUCGCGCGCGGCGGUUGUCCGACUCGUACGUGAUAAUAUCGAUAAAACGCUAAUCGAAUUAAUCGAUCGGAUUAUGCGAGAUUAGCUGAAGUUUUUGUUUUUUUUAAUUAAACAGUGUUUGGUUUUCGUGUAGUGCGGCGGACUGUUGGGUGUUUUAUCGGUGCGUAAAAGCGACAUCGUGGAGCUGGACUUACAUCAGCGUGCCAGCGGGCACUUUAUGAGUGCCGCUGGUGCGAUGUGCGACCGAGCCAGCUUCGGCGGCUCCAUGGGGUUCCCCAUGAGCAUGUCCAUGGGUUCCAUCGGCUCCAUGCCCAUGAUUGGGCAGAAGAAGUCCCCAGAGGAACACAUCAAGAGACCCAUGAACGCGUUCAUGGUGUGGAGCAGGCUACAGCGGCGGAAGAUCGCCCAGGACAACCCUAAGAUGCACAAUUCGGAGAUCUCUAAGAGAUUAGGGGCUGAAUGGAAGCUUCUUUCCGAAGACGCGAAGCGGCCGUUCAUCGACGAAGCGAAGCGUCUCCGAGCCAUGCACAUGAAGGAACACCCCGACUACAAGUACAGGCCACGACGGAAACCUAAGACGUUACGGAAGGAGGGAUAUCCGUACUCCAUACCGUAUCCCAGCGUGCCUAUGGACGCGUUAAGAGCUGGCAUGGGAGGCGGCAUGGGCCAGAUGGGAGGUUACUACGGCGCGGCUUACGGCCCUCUGGGUGCCAGUAUGGCGGCCGCGGCGGCAGCAGCCGCGCAGCAAAACGCCAUUUCUGCUGCACUCACGCCUAACGCACAGGUGGGUUCCACAAUGGACAUGUCCAAGUACUCCAUCGAGGCCGAGAAAUACCGGAGCUACGGCAUGUACCCCGACCCUUCAAGAGGCUACCUUGACUCCGCCGCGCUCUCCAAGGCCUACAUGUACAUGGACCAGCAGCAGCAGCGGUCUUACCCCAUGGACAUCAGUAAGAUGUACUCCGAAGCGUCCGCGGCGGCCAUGGCUGGCUUAAACUCAGUAGCGCCAGCGCCGUCGAGCUUAUCCCCACGUUCCCCAGCAGAAUCUCCCGACACAGCCGCCAAGGGGCAUGAUCGUCCCGAAGGCAGCUCCUCCUCAGGAUCAAAUCCAUCCCCAUCACUCCCAUAUUACCAAGGAUCCCCAGGAAUCCUCAUGCCGCAAUAUCCAGCUCAAUAUACUCAGGCUAGCCAAGGCGGCGAGUUCCGACGGCCCCUAACAGUCAUAUUCUGACCUGACACGUAAGCGCGUUCGUUAAAAGUUGCGCGAGCGGUUUAUUUAUUGAGGUCGUUUUUCUUUAAGUUUGGCAGUGUUGCAGUUUUGUGUUGGUUCCUCUGGGGGUAAAGCGGACAUAUUUUUUUUAUAUUUGUGUCCUUUACAUCUAGCCGUAAGCACCAAUGUAGACAAUGGGUACAGUUAUCCAUUGGUAUUUUAAAAAGGCCAUUAUUUUAACAUAAAUAUGUCCGUAUUUGCCCCAUGUUAUUGCCCAGUCGCGCACUUUUUGUUUUCCAAUUUUUCACGAUUUCGUGUUUUCCAAAGUUCCUCUUUCUGUUUCCUCUUGUAGGAUUAGAAAUUAUAUUGUGACUUAGAUUCGUGUAUAUUGUAAAUAUUGAAGUUCCUAGUGCGUAAGUAAAUGUAAAGUAUUGGUAGAUAUUUAUAGUCCAAUAUUAAUGUAUCUUUCAAGCCUCGUGGCUUUCGUAUUUGUUGUACGAAGUUUUAUUAUCAAAGUUCAAAGCGGUAUAUUUUGGUUGGUAAGAUGUUGACAACAAUAAUUUAAAUAAAGUAAGGCGGGGUUAAUAGAGAAAAGGUCAGU
This is a messenger RNA of Cydia amplana, 1898 nucleotides long. RefSeq names its product transcription factor Sox-21-B-like (gene Sox21b). Gene Ontology annotation, biological process: regulation of DNA-templated transcription; cell differentiation; anatomical structure morphogenesis. The transcript has 5 exons. Lineage: Eukaryota; Metazoa; Arthropoda; Insecta; Lepidoptera; Tortricidae. The record is from RefSeq and is a predicted model, not a curated record. The coding region runs from base 305 to 1318 and encodes 337 amino acids. Gene Ontology annotation, molecular function: DNA-binding transcription factor activity, RNA polymerase II-specific; RNA polymerase II cis-regulatory region sequence-specific DNA binding.